AGGUUUCUGUUAAUGUCGAUGGAGUAUGUGUACCGAAAGAGCAAAAUGCUGCGGAUGCUGUCCAUGCGCAGAGCCUGCCCUGACCUACAUUCCAAUUUAUUGGUCAUCUAAGGCAGCCACAGCCAAAGGCGCUUGCGAAAAAAUAAAUACACACGCAACUUAAGAAGGUUAAUAAUCAUUUACUAGCCUGUAUUUUUAUACAAAUAAAUUAAAAAUUAAUGAAAAACUGUAUACUGCUCAAGAAAAUUUAGCAAAAUCGACGUACACGUAACAUCUGCUGCGCAAUGCCUUAACUUAAUGCUUAAUCGAUAAACAUCAAGCAAGAAACGGAACCGAAACAAAUUGGUAAGUAAAUUUUGCACUGUCUCUGCCGUGACGUGACUGUGCUGACGCAUAGAUAACGAUGAAGCUGUCCGGACUGGCACUAACGGAUGCAGUUGGUUCAAAAUAGAAUCGGUUACAGUCAAGAAAAUUCGUAUGUGCAUAUCUGAUGAGAUCUAGAUUAUUUUGGAUAUUUGCAAUUAUAUACUCAUCACUACAUAACAUUGGGUCGGGAUCUACUUCGACUACAUUGAAGCGUCCCAGAGCUGGGGAUCCCUUCGACACCUUCCCGAAGAACUUCUGGCAGGAGUUCUCGUCGCCGUUUACAGACACGCCGGAAGAUGAGGAGCUGGAGGUCACCGAGACUACCACGCACGAGCCGUUCCCUUUCUUUGCUGAUCCCUAUACGACGGUUAAUAUAAGCACCCAGCUCUCCUCGAACGUGUAUCUGCACUGCCGCGUCAACGACCUACAGGGCAAGACGGUGUCAUGGAUGCGGCGUAGAGGCGAGGACCUCACCCUGAUAACUUUCGGCCAGCACACAUAUAGCGGCGACUCUCGCUACUCGCUCGAGUUUGAGGAUCCCAACGACUGGAAGCUUCUCAUCCAGUUUGCCAAUGAGCGCGAUGAGGGUCCCUACGAGUGUCAGGUCUCGUCGCAUCCUCCCUUGGUGCUCCUCGUAUAUCUAACUAUAAUUGUUCCUCAUGUGGAAAUUCUGGACGAGAGAGGAUCGGCCACACCGGAGAAGUACUACAAGGCAGGCAGCACCAUCGAGCUGCAGUGUGUCAUCUCCAAAAUUCCACAUCCAUCUUCCUACAUCACCUGGCGACACGGACCCCGUCUGCUCAACUAUGACACCAGUCGGGGUGGCAUCAGUGUAAAAACGGAUAUGCUGCCUGGACGUGCUCUGAGUCGCCUAUACAUUGCCAAUGCGAAUCGACAAGAUACCGGGAACUACACCUGUAUGCUGGGCAACGAAAUUACGGAGACGGUUGUAGUACAUGUGCUUAAUGGUGAGGAGCCAGCCGCAAUGCAGCACGCGAACGGGACGCGAUACAGUGCCAAGCCCACGACUAUGGUUGUGUUUUUUCUAUUGUACGUAUACGCGUGUGUUUAUGGGAGGGCGGUGGCCAUAGGUCACCCGUUGGGGCGAUGACGAUAUAGUGGGAUCUGUAAGGUAAAAGCAGAGGAAAAUGCAUACACCAGAAAAUCUUGUCCAGAAUUGCAUUUUGACUUACUCUAAUCACGGGUUGUUUAAUAUUCGAUACAUAGAAUAAACUGAAUACAUAGUAGACCUAAGUCGCAAAUCGGAAAACGAAUGAUAAACAUACAAACAAACAAUGUGAGAACUAGUAUGUAUGUAUGAAUUUACAUAAAUUAUACUAUAAGGGCGUACGCGAACACAUACAUUGUAUAUUGUAUGUAGAACAUGAAAUGGAUUUUGAACAUUUUAAAGCAUAAUCGUCAAACUGUCAUAAUCGAAUCGUACUACAAAGGCCGUGUUUAUGUUGGCUACAUAUUAAUCAUAUUAAUAUAUAUGUA
Molecule: messenger RNA, 1863 nt
Organism: Drosophila guanche
Lineage: Eukaryota; Metazoa; Arthropoda; Insecta; Diptera; Drosophilidae
Gene: dpr14
Product: fibroblast growth factor receptor 3
Exons: 6
Coding region: 491-1477 (328 amino acids)
Biological process (GO): synapse organization
Cellular component (GO): neuron projection membrane
Source: RefSeq, a predicted model, not a curated record